Molecule: messenger RNA, 15091 nt
Organism: Lineus longissimus
Lineage: Eukaryota; Metazoa; Nemertea; Pilidiophora; Heteronemertea; Lineidae
Product: sprouty-related, EVH1 domain-containing protein 2-like
Exons: 7
Coding region: 1073-2593 (506 amino acids)
Biological process (GO): multicellular organism development; negative regulation of MAPK cascade
Cellular component (GO): membrane
Molecular function (GO): protein kinase binding
Source: RefSeq, a predicted model, not a curated record
CGUCCAUGGUGCUCGCUAACUGGUCAUAGAUAAAAAUUAGAAUUGCUAUCGAUUCUACGUAAAUGAAAUGAUGCAGGGACAGACGCAUCAUGGGAUUCUCAACAAGUAUUCCUGCGCAGAUUAUCAAAAUGUGACGUUACUUGCAUGUCGACGGCAAAGGCUAGCGGACUAAGGCACCUUCUGUCAAAAUGGAACAGAGUGAUUCGAAUCCUUGGAAUUCUCGCCUUUCAAAAGACCUCUAUGGAGGUUGGACGUACUGCGACAGGUGACAGAACUAACGUUUGAUUCAAUAAAGGAUAAUCGUUUAAAAAUCUGUGCCGAAUUGUGUUGACGCCAAUUUGAAUCUUCGCGCAAGGACGCAUGAUGAUCACGUAAUCCCAAACGCGGAUACGUCGGCCAAAUUGUGAAUAGUAUUCCCUCUGUGGUAAUAUUUUUGUGAUAUUAUUCGAAUUCUAAGAAAGGUCGGCGCAAGUAGUUACAAUUUGCUGUGAUUAUUGAUAUAGAACCAGUCCCCCGGCCGAACGCUACUUGGAUUAUUCUUAAGCCAGUACUGUCUUUGUCAGCUGGAGCUGUUCUAGCACAAAUUAGGGGGCCAAUAUUUCGUCAGAGCUUUGAGCAAGGGGAUCCCCAGUCUGUGAUUUUGAUAAUUGGAGCUGUGAGUUUAUACUGAAAAGGAAUAUAUAAGUGCCAUUGGGAAUAUCUAAAUUUUGAAAGUUUGGGAAGAAAUGAUAUUAGAGUGACUGAAAGCAUUGACGUGUGAAAGAUUCACCCAUCCCGAAUUGCGAAAUGAACUUCACCAGUUUGAUGUAAGUUAACUGGACUUACUGAUAAGAAGACUAUUAAUUCGCACAGUUGAUCAGUGGUGGAGUAUUGGAAGUUCAAAUUUCUUGAAAAUUGACUUGCGGGCGUAAAUGAACUAACGAAGACAAUAGUUCAGUCUUGUAGGAGGUUGGAGAAAUUCGGGUUAAAAAAUCGUUAUUCUAACACUGGAACAGAAGAAGAACAAUGUGAAAAUGACCCGACUCCGCGAUGACAGUCUCCGUAUGUCACUAGGACUUCAUUACUAAGAAGAAUGAACGCGGGGAACGGCAACAACGAACGCCGGCACGAGAAAUGUCUUCAUCAUUGCCUUGGCGCCAUCUCAGCCGAGCGUCCAAUCCAGCGUCCAGUUCCGAGACAGCUCAAAAGUGCAUCAAGAUAUUGGGACCUAGACUGUUUGAAAAAGGCAGAAGAGGUUACAGCAAGUGCAAAGUUACUAAGUGACGACUGCCUGGUUCAGGUCAGAGCACAGGUCAUGACCCGUGACGAUGAAUUAGUUGGCUGGGUGCCCAUGGGUGGUGGGGGUUGGAGUGCGGUGGGGCUGAUGAAGCGCCUCGUUGGCAGUGGUGAGGAUAUCAAACCUGAAUACGUCAUCCAAGGAGAGAGGGUCUCCGAUAAAUCUGUGGUUUUAAAUUGUAGAUUAAAAAAGGACUUACAAUAUACACAGGCGACGCCAACAUUUCACCAUUGGCGGACACAGGACAAAAAGUUCGGCCUAACUUUUCAAAAAAAUUCGGAUGCCCGUGCAUUUGACAAUGGUGUAAAAAGGGCAUUGGAAGAUUUAUUAGAAGGCACUGGAUCUCCAGAAUCCACUCAAAUUGAGUUGGGCGAUGACGAUGUAUUUGUUACCCUAGAUCUACCACUUGGCGGCCGGAAAGACUCCUCAUCUCAGUCAGCAAGUACAACAUCAACGACAACAAGCUCUCCGACGCAACAGUCGCCCGCACAGGAACCCUUUAUAUCCAGUCACCACCAUGCCAAUCACCAACAUUUACACAUGAUUAAGUAUGUCGAAAAGAAACCGUCAAAAGCCUCGCCAUCUAGUGAUAAAAGUCAGAGUAGCAAAUCAUUAAGUAGCGAUACGAACACUAGUAAAGAAGAUGUCUGGGUGAAACACGAAAAACAGCCUUCUAUACAGUCAAAGUCGGAUAAGUCAGGAGGGGGCUCUGAUCCUGAUACGACGAUAGAAAUCAAAGACUGUCAUAAAGGUGAUAGUAAAGGUUACUAUGUUCAGUUUGCAAGGAACACAAAUAAUGACUAUUCGUAUCCACAGUUAGACUCAGUCCGACCUUCGCAACGAAAGGACAGUUUAAGUUCUUUGAAGAAAAUAGGGACUGAAAUAUCAUUACAACCUCCUUUACCAGGUAAAAAGAAAAGCAAAAAAGGACAAUAUGGAAGAGGGAAAGACUAUUUAUUAUCCCAGAAGCGUUCGAGAUGUGUGUACUGUUCAAAAAUGUUUGUUCAUGAGGACAACUGUAAAGGUAGCUGCGAGGACGCACCGGAUAGGGUGCAUGACUGUAUAGAACAGGUCUCAUGCAUAUGUUGUGCAACGAGCAUGCUCUACCAUUGUAUGUCUGAUGCAGAAGGUGACUAUGGUCACCCCUGCGUGUGUGACACCUCGGACGAUAGUAACUGUAAAAAAUGGACGGCUCUAACCGUUCUGUCAUUUUUCGUACCAUGUCUCUGGUGCUACCUGCCGCUGACGGCAUGCCACAGGUGUGGUGUUUCAUGUGGUUGUUGUGGGGGGCGCCACAAAUCACCCGUACAUACCUGAACGUCUCAUCCUGCUAGCUUAUUGAGUUGAUGAAGUUACUGCGUGAUAGGUGAGACAACACCGGAUAGACGUGAUACAGCCCAGUUGGAGUGCGGACAACGGGAGCAACCAGUUCAGUUGUUUGCACAGGAGCAUGCAGGGUAUCGCACGAUGUACGCGGGGAGGCGUGCGCGUUACUGACAGAAACAGACCGGAGAAGAUCUGAGGAUUAUGUCAUACUCUAUUGGUGCUAUUAACGAGUUUGCCCCAUCUUGCAGGCAGACAUGUGUACGUGAGUGUGCAUCAUAUUGCUAAUGUACUGCAGCUCAACUGCGGGUUUUUUAGGUUAUUCGAAUCAGUUCAGUCUCGAAUGACGAUCAUAAGCCAGGGAUAUGGACCUGUGUCAAAUUGUCUAACACAGCACAACGAAGUCCAGAACUAGAUGCGUCAUUGUGAAAGGUUUCGAUAGAUUUUCAGUGCUGACUUAGGGUGAGAUUGAAACUAAUAUGAAACGUAACUGCGAUUGGUGUAAGAAAAUGGAGGUAGCAUAUUUCAAGAGAUAGUAAACUAUGUUUCUAGCACGUCUUUGUUAACCCAGGCAAACUACUAGAACUGCUGAUCAAUCUUUUGGUAUUAGGACAGUCUUUAGGCACUGUCGACAAUGAAAUACCCCAGGUACAGUGUCCAGUCAAAGCAAUCCCGGGUCAUGAAAUGUUACUUGCAACUUUUCAACUCUUAGACCUCUUAAAUGGACUUUCUCAUCUUUGAGUCGUUAGAAAGAAGACACAGACGCUUCUGUCAAAGAAAUAAUACUUUUAUAACAUACAUGUGUCUAUCAAGGCAACAUAGAUACAUGAUGACAACAAAUCCCAUUACGUCUUAUGGUAGACGGAAGAGCGGGGACUCUCAUCACCCAGGGAUGUUUUGCUGGUGACCUAAGAUUCAGCUCCUUGUGUUGGAAUCACCCAUUGCAACAGCAACUAAGUAAACAAUGGAAGUAGAAUAUUACAUUUUUGGAAAGAAUUUUUUUGACGAUUACAAAAAUAUUUGUAAAAUGUUAUGAUCUCCCUUUGAAGAAAGUUUCUCCAUGACUUUCGAAUGUUGACUUUGGGCAUUAUUUUGUUUGUUUCUACUGCAGGCCAGCGGCUACUUAACAUAAUUUGAGCAACGACGUUUGCUAAGUUUUUGAGUUUUGUUUGGUUUGGGAUGUUACUUUUCCAAGUAUACAUGUAUAUAUACUUACUUCUACUGUUCAGCAGAUAAACUGAUGUCAGUUAAAGACUUCUGAGUAUGAAUAUUGUUGGGCUUAACUUUAAAAAGACUUUUGUUUAUGGCCCGACAAGUGUCAGGAUGGCACUAUUUCAAGGUCUAAAAUGUUGAGACUUUCCAAAAUGAAUGAAAUGUCUACAGCAUGCUCCUGCAGUAGAGACUAGAAACAGAUUUUUUUCUAGAAUUUAGGUGAGUUUUAAAAUACUAGCUAAAAAAAUUGCUGAAUUUUGAAUGAAGUUUCAUUGUUGCUCAAAAGGUUCGCUGGGUUCAGUGAAUGGGGUAUUUGCAUGUGUUAAUAGGACGCCAGUCAGGCUCCGGCAAUGUAAACAAACUAUGCCGAAAGUCAUGCACAAAUUUUUGAUUGUAGAUAAUAUUUGGUCAGUAGACACUUGGACAGAUUUUAAUUUCAAGAAAAUUGACAGCUCUGUUUUAUACGAUUAGUUAUAAAUGAAAUGUUUGAAUCCAACUGGUUUUGAGUUCUGUUGGCCAACAUAGCAGUCGUACCAUUGGGUGGCGAAUCAUGAAAUCUCAGCAGUCAAACAAAUCAUCAUGGCUUCUCGUAUCUCAAACUUUUAUGAUUGGAAUACAGACACAACAUUCAUACAGAAGAGGAAAGCGCCAACCUUGUUCUAUUGGGUGUGUCCUUCUGAAAUGAUUUGGAAGUGCAUUUAUCCAAUCUUCUGCCCUUAUUAUGUCUGAUGAAAUAUAUUUCAGUUAUGGUUUGUGAGCUGAUGAAAAUUGAGGAUCAAUUUGGACUUUGACUUCUGAUAUUUUCUGAUUUGUUGAACUCUGUUCCAUGGCUUUUUAUCUUUAUUUCAUCACAUUCACAGUUAGCUGCAUAACAGGCCUUUAGGUCAUGAACAGAGUGUAGGUUGUGUGCAGAUUGCAAAAGCACUGUUGGUCAGACGUUCCUUUGUGUGGGAGUUUGUGACCUCUGAUGGCAGGCAAGGUGUCAACGCCUGUGACUGGCAACAUGCCAGCAGCCCUUGCCUGCUGUCAGUGAAGACUAGAGUAAGGCAUAGCCACAGAUGGCAGGAGAGGCUAGUGAGUGGGUUUUAUAGGUUUAUGGUGACUCUCAUGUUGAAGCACCUUGAUCCAAGGUGCCUGGAUCUUUUGGGCCAGUAUCGGAAUCACUGCGCUGGUCUGUUAUAAGCAACGUCUUUCCCUACGCCGCACAAAGUAGGUUAUCUUGUUGGACCUGUACACCAACGGAGAACAUGAUUGUGAAUCAGUGAUAUUCUGAUUUUAAGGUUGGUCAAACUUCAAACCUGGUCAAACACUUCAUCCUGUCAGACGUGUGCAUCGAUUCCGACUGGUUCCAUGUUUAUAUGGUGCAAGUUAAACAUCAGAUAGAUUCUAUUGUUUAGGCCUCAGUGGUGCCCGCGAUGGAUUUACCAUGGUGCCAAGUGUCUCUGGGACUCGGAACUGUAUGCAGACGAGGGCCAUGGUCCCUUUCUUUUUGGGGCUGAGGAAAACAUGUGAAAAUGAAUCAUUCUGUUAUUGUCACCAUUACAGGCUGUUUUACUUGAAACCAGUGUCAGUUGUAUGUCAGUUCUGUGAAAUCUUGCCACAAUGAGUCUUUGAGGCCUAGCAAGUACCUGCUGAAAUUGACAAUUGUCGUUACUUAAUUUGAACUGCAACAUGUUGAUUUCACUGUAGAGUUUGCCUCUUAUGAGAGUGGCGUCUACAAUUGCAAGUGAUUCAUUUUCAUGUGAUUCUCCCAUGAGUAUUGUCCUGUGGCUGAAGAGAUAUGACAUUUGUAGGUGCUCUGUGAUUAGGCCAUGUGAUGCCAGGUCCCAGAUGAAGCUUGUAGGGUCUUGUGUUGUUGUUGACGCAUCCUUUCUUGGCCGCCAAGUGCCACAUUAUAGGCCUUCGCUCGCCGAAAAGGAAUGUAAAGAUACGCCAUGCAUAGAGUCUAAAGGUAGUUUUUCAAUAUGUUUGAAUGGGUCUUGUUUGCAGUGAAGUAGGUCAAUCCGUCUUGGUUCAAAACUUGACCUGGAUUGGUCAUUCUCCCUAAAUAAAUCUGGUAAGAGAAACUUAAAAGAUACCAUUGACACCAUUUGAGUACUUUUACAAAAGUAGUUUCUAAACACUUGGAAGUUUGUUGGGAGUUACAAUCAUUCACAUGGUUUCAAUGCCUAUGAACUACACAGCUAUCAUCUUUUCCUCCAUAAAGCCAGAAUGUCUGCGACUCUCGAGGCAUUCGGUGUACAUGUCUUUGUGCUUGGUGGGAAACUGGAGUUACAAAUCUAAAACUAUACACUAACCUUUACACCCCCAAUUUCUGGAAUGGACCAUUCUCAUGCAUUAACUAGAACAGUCUAUUGAGGUAAACGGGGUUGAAAAGGCUAAACUGUUCUCAACCUGCCGAUGUAACUCUGAGAGCAUAAUCAACCAGACUUUGAGAUUAUGUGGAUGAGAUGUUGAGGAGGGCGUCAUCUUUAGUUAAAGGUGGGCAUUUUGAUUGACCUGCACUGCUUGGCUAAUGAUCAGUUGUUAAUUUCAGUAGGUGUGGCCAGGGAGUGCUCAGCAGUCGUUCAUAUCGCUGGACUCAUUAUACAGGGUGUCCCAUAUAAUAUCUUCAUUUACAUCUCUAGAAUCAUUGUACAUGGUGCUCCACAAAGAGUCUCCAUUUAUAACGAUAAUAUUAUGACCUGUUGGAAAGCUGUAAACUAGCAGUUUCUGAUUCCACAUUAUUCUUUUAUGGUCAACACACUCAUCUUCAAUGUUACCAAAACUUUUUGUGAAAUUGUCUCCCAAUAGCCAAGUAACGAUUAAGCGUAUUUGAGCGACUGCUGAGAGACAUCCAGAGGCCCAUUUGAUGUUGUACGGCCUAAGGACUUGAGCCAUUCAUUGAGAUUUCAACCUAAUUCAAGGUCCUUCACUACUUUUGUCACUACCUCCAUUGUCUGUUCAUAGAUGUAUGGCUUUCGCAUUUACAUAACGUUGUGGUGUGUACAGAGACAAGAGGUUUUAACUUCAUUCACAUUUUUAUAAGGUGUACAUUUUUAGAAAAACAAGUAUCUGCAUAUCGAUGGCACACGUUGUUGGAUAGGGAAGGAUGUGGUCUGUGGUGACAGAGCAGAGCUAAUCAGCGAUUUGGUCAUUAACCCUCAUUAUGAAUCUGACGGUUCAUUGUAAUAUAAGACACGGAUAGUUCUCCUUGAGUUUACUGAUGAUCGAAAUGUGUGUACUCCUAAAGCUUUAAUGUGCCAGCGUGACCUGUAUAUGUGCUUUGGUGUAUGUAUUAAGUAUGCAUGGAUGUAUGUUAAUUAAGGGCAUGCGUGAAGAAUCAUACUGUAUAGUCUGGAAUGACCAUCAUAUAAUUCAUAAGUUUUUGCUUUCAAGCAUUAACGUCAUUUUAGCGCAUUUUAACGCGUUUCAAAUCUCAAAAGGAAAACUUCUUCAUCGAUGCAUUGAUCUUUUUCUGCACUCGUCUGAUUAGCUGUGUCCUGUCACCAUGGUAACCACUGUUUGCCAGGUCCAUUUGGAUUGAUGCAGAGCUUAAGGCAUAUCAAUAUUACCAAGCUGGUUAACUUUCCAUGUCAUGUUUCACACCUCAAAUCAUGAAAUCCUUGCAUUGGUAUUGUCUCAUAAACUCCAUCAUCUCGGAACAAGUUAGAGUCAAGUAUACAUUGGUAUGCACAGGACAUGUUCUCUCCAAUGAGUCGAGUUCCUCCUAAACGUUGACUGAGUGGCACUUCGACAGGUCAUUGUGAGAUCUUUUACUUAAUUAUUAGGUGGACAAUAUCAUUGUUUGGAUGUUUAUAAAACUAAAAGCUCCAGAGGCCAUUAGAAGUUAUCUCUUCACCUCCACUUCCUGAUACAUGAAUUGGAAGUGUCUGUAAACGCAAGGAAAUGCUGGUGAAACGAUAACUUGAUGUACGGUAAUCAAUCAAAAAGAAAUCAACUAUUAUCUCCAAUAAUCUGGCUUUUAUAUUCUUAAAUGUUAUUGCACAUUACGCAUCUCUACAAUCUGGAUCCUGGCGCAGUCUUAACGUGUCCUGCACCGAGGUUAGUCGGCCACUGACGGCUGGAAACAUAGAUUACAAAUUAUAGUUUCAAUUAUUAUGCAUUUUGCUAACUUGUGUAAUCUGUACCGUGCCUGGAUUAUCUCUUUCAUUUGGAGUUCUCUUUCUCCGUUGGUUUGUGCCAGCUCUGAUGUGUGCUACACGAUGGCAGUCAUCUCGUAACACAAAUGGUUACAUUCAUACGACGACCAGUGUGAACACAAGUCUUUCAGACGAGUAAAUAAGCCAGAAUUGAGUCAACUUGUCACAGGCUGGCAUUUUUCCCGCUCUGAAAGAGCAAUCAAAACGGGUAUCCAGAGAUGGAGAUUAGCAUCAAUUUUGACCAAUAGAGGGCUCAUGUCUCCAUUAUGAUAAUCAGUAUUAACACUAACCCACUCAGUGGUGAAAACCAUGCCAAGAAUCUCGUAGUAAAACAAUGUGACGUUGACACGUCACAGCUCUGCUGUAUAUUUAAUCUCUUGACAACCUGAACUUGCUGUGGUCAUACAGAUAUUCACCAACAAUGUGUGUUUGUCUUUAGUGGAAAAACAUAUGAAUUGGCUGGAUGUUUUUAACCCUUGCACCCCCGUUUCCAGUGUGGACUCUUCUAGCUAAUGCAUCAGAAGUGUUCAUUCAGGAAGCUGGGGAUGUAAGGGUGGAAAUCUUUAUGAUUGUUCUAACAAAUCUUUGAAUGGCCUCAGCACCAGGGAACGCACAGUAAUUGACAUAUAAGAACAGCUGGUAACAUGCAAGAUCUGACUGAUGUAGCUUUCAAUCACUAAUCAACACUUAAUCACUAACUGACGACUUGUAUCCUGUAAAAGCUUUAAUAGACACGCUUUCAGCCUAGUGAAGCGCAGUUGGCUUCCACGGCAAUGACUUCUUCGCCAAGUCCUGUCUGUUGCCAAGUUUGGACAACAUCCUACACGCUAAGCUUUCAAAUUAAACCCCCGUCUGGGUCCAGGUCAACAGGUCAUCUUAUCAUUUGCUCCUUGAGCACCACAGUGAUAGAUUCUUGUAAUGCAUAUGUCAUACAUUAUGGUACAAUGCACAAGAAGCUACCUGGAUGACUCGUCACUUGAACCCAGGGUUCAAGAGUUGGAGGGGGGUCUAAACUAAUUCUAGGUAGUUAUGUCGAAUUAGAAAAAUGCUGUGUAUCUAUUCGAUGUGAGUUUCUUUGAUCAAAGUUGAUGCUGGCUUUAAGUUACAAAAUUGCCCCACCCAUAAAAAAGACAAAAAAUCAAAGCGUUCACACAUGGCAAUAAAGAUAACAAAAUUUACCGGUUAAAUAAGUAUGGAAUUUGAACACGAUUCGACUAUAUUUCUGAGCCUUUUGUAAACCACAUCAGAGUUGUCACAUACCCGCGCUUGUCAACGCUGAAAGCAGGCGUCAUUGGACCGUGCACGAGGACUGCUUGUUACUACACAGGAAUAUAGGAGAAGUCUCUUGGUACAACCUGAAAUCCUCCUGAUAGCUUUGGUAUGAACUUCUUUCAUCAUUAUCUGUAGACCAUUCUGGUGAAGUCCACUUGAGGCAAACUUUCCUCAAUUUUGAUUAAAUCAAUGAAAUAUGAAAUUAACAUUCAAAGCUAUGGAUGAGAAAAGAUUCAACCGUUAAUAAACCUUUCUUAUUUCGGUAGUUAUUUGAAGGCAGUAAAUACUCCCCAAGUAGUACAAGCAGCCGAGUGUUUGUUGGUCAAGUGUGUGGUCCUGGUGGUCUUAAGGCAAACACCAUAGCUAUCAUAAGAUAAAAGGUUGAAUGUAGUUUUGCUUUUUCGUUUUUAUUUUGACAUGAUUACAAUAGGUGCUAAUAGUUAAGCACAUUUAAGCCAGAUUUUUGUACCCAUCUUGUAAAUAACUUUUACCGGUCAGUGACCUUUUUGAAUCAAAAGUAUAUGAUAGUCCUGAGGCAAAAGAAUAUUUUUAUGAUCAUAUAUAAUCGACAUGAUGUAACCUAUGAGAACUUAAGUAUAGUCGUGCUAUGCAAGUAUGAUCGCUUUAGGGUAGACUACUAAAAAUACAGUCUGCUUAUCGUCAACAUCGAUGGUUUAAAAACAGCUUCCCCACGGUGAUGUGAAGUGACCCUCAAAAUCAACCUCAGCGGCUGAUUUUGCCGCUUGGAAUCAAAGAGUAGAAUACUUGUGUUGUUUCUGGUCUGAAAUCUCCAAUCGAGUUGCACGAGUUCUGAAAAUGUUAUUAGCAAAACAAAAAUUGAAAAAUGAAACAUUUAAGCACUUGGAAUUCUACUCCUUUCAUUCCAACCUCCUUCACAUGACUAUUAAAACCAUCCUAGUUCUCAGCUUGAGUUGGUCAUGUCCUGGUGGUCAACUUUAAAACCUAAAUAUCUUGAAAUGAAUUGAAAAUAUAUUCUCAAUCAAUUUCAUUGAAGUCUCCUGGAUUCAGUUUUGUGCAUUGUCGUCUAAACUAUAAGAGUGUGUACAAGGGUGCCAGCAGACGCCAAUGAAAUAGAAAUGUAAAAAGCUUUAGCAUCACAACAAGUCUGCCUGUUUGUUUUCAUAAUCCCUGUCCAACCAGCGGCAGGCAUUUGUAUAUAUAAACAUUGCUAAACUAUUUACUGGAUAUUUCUUUCUACCGGCAUUCAUACCGAUUUUCAUACUACUAGCAGAUAUUGUGCUUUGCUCACUAAUGUAGGCGAGCCACAGUGUAGGUACAUGGUUUAUUGUUUUCAACCCGCCGCUCCAGAUGUCAAUCUCAUCAACAGGAAACCUAUCAUUGGACCAGUCUUUUCGUACACUAGGAGACCAAUCUAUUGGGCCGUUCUUUUUGUUCAAGCUGUGAUUCAAGUCAGGAUUGAAGUAGGUCACCUGAUUGAAGUAGGUCACCUGAUUGAAGUAGGUCACCUGAACACAGAGCCACAUUUCCCCGGUGUGUGCAGUGAAAUAUGACAGUCUUGAUCAGAAUCAACUUUUCGUCUUUAUCCUGAACGUAUGACGGCUUGGAUUACAAAAAUGGCCCUUUUGAUAGUUCGUGGCCUGAGGUUGAUGUGUAUUCGUGUAGGAUGGCUUUCAGAGCCAGUUCUCACGUUGGGUUUAGAAACGGAUUCGUUCAAGUAACAUUUUCAAGGAUCACAUGCCGGCGUGCAUCCUUCCUGUACGCUACUGCAACAUGAAUCUACUUGGCCAUUUCACUGUUCUAAAUAAUAUUGUGUAAAUAGCUACAGUGCCAAGUUGAUUCAUGUUGAAGAUUAUCGUAAUGAUUCUACUAUAAAAAUACGCUGAAAUUAGCAUGGUCAGUCCCUUAGCGAAAUUUCAGCCUGUCUUUUCUCGUCUUGCAUGGGGUGAUUUGAUUCACUUUAAGCCUAUGGAAUGCUUGGCUUUGAUUACGGCAGCAUGCUUUGCUUGAUCAAUUGAAGUGGCGUUUCUGUUUAAAGUCUCCGUUUUGUACGAAAUAGAAUGUCAAUUUACCUGUGGUCUACCCAAGUGUGAAGCUCUGAUGAAACUGCCACCUUCAGUGCAUAUGGGAAUUUAAUCAUUUCAACCUGUGUCAUAACGGCCAAACUUCCACCUUACUUUUCUCGACUCAGGUGAGCAGUGCUGAAAUUCUACAUCAAGAUUCAGCCAUGGUGCUUUGUUUAAUAAAACUCCUUCUGAAGAUAUCGCUGAAUGAGGAUCAAAAAGGGCAAAUAAUAAGAACUCUGGCAAUACCUUUGCAAUGUAAAGUGGACGAGCAAUGCUCAGUAGGGGUAAUAUAAACCACCAUCUCCUGGUGACUGUCUCAAACUAAUGAGUGGACUCUGCAACGCUGGAGUACCUCUGAAAAAAAAACAGUCUCAUGUUGAACUAACCAUCAUCGUGUUAUAUUCAGACAUUUGACUACAAGUUCCUAAAUAUUCUUUUAGCUACAGCAUCGAUUUGAUUUGUUGGUUAUUUUGUGACCUGGACAUUCUUGUUCUUUGUUUAUUUUCACGCCUGUACUGCUAGGUUUGUACGCGCCAGUAGAAACUGGUGUUAGAACCAGUUGACACCGGUGUUAGAACCAGUUGAAACCAGUGUUAGAACCAGUUGAAACCGGUAAUAGCGAAAUGCAUCAUUCAAAAGUUGGUUAUCUUGUCAGUAAAUCAACAGGACGUUCUCCAAGUUUAAGGCGGGGAGUCAUGACAACAAGUCGAUACAGACUAUCAGACUAACACUUGUUAAGCUAGUUGACUCAGUCAGGUGACUUGUUUUUGUGUGGUAGUUACUUCAUGAUUCCUUCCCUUCACUCUUUCUUCUCUCGUUUUCAGUUGUUGAUUAUUUUUAAGUAUUCAAACAAAACACUUUGUUCCUUCCCUUGUAUCACUGGCUAUGCCUCGGGUGGUCACCAGCAGAAAACUAUUGAAAAUGACAUCUAUUCAGUUGAUUUAUUAAACAUUUGGUGAGCAAGAUAAUUUGAAAUAAACCAAAGAAUACAUUGUUUCCUUUGGCCGUCUUUGUGAACCUUGCAACAGAUCAACAUCAUUUACACCAGACCUUGACAAUUUCUUCAUGCCAGACAUCUAUAUCCAAAUCUGGUCGAAUCUGCCUGUCCUGCAAUGAUCUUCUCACUUCUGUGAGGGACAGCUUGCUUUCUGCUCCAUCUUGCUGAAAGAUGAAAUGAAUAGCAAGAGGAGACCUUUGAUUUCAUUCAAAUGUGAUUUGUAAUGUUAUGUAAUGUUAUGAAACAUGUUUGCAUCUUUAGGACCACAUGGCCCUCAAGGGAAGUAUCUAGUGAUGGUUAGGACCACAUGGCCCUCAAGGGAAGUAUCUAGUGAUGGUUAGGACCACAUGGCCCUCAAGGGAAGUAUCUAGUGAUGGUUUGUUUCUCACUUUGUUCUUUGACACUUGUUCUCCUGAUUUUAUCUCUGUAUUUGACGCUGCUGUGUCUUUUAUUCUUUUUGUUGAUUUUAAUUGGUGAGAGACUGUACGGGCGUUGCUAGGUACACUGGUAAUAAUUCUCACGACGUCAGUCAAGAUAUUGUGCAAUAAAUAUAAAUUUUAUCUUGUAAUGAUGAGUUUUACCGAUGUACAGACUUGGAUUCAUUUUAAAAACAUGUUUUUCUUCGUGUCUCUUGGAUGGGUGAGAGCCCACUAACCUGUACACCCCCACCCCUCUGGGUCAUUAUCUGGAGGGUCAAUGCAGUGAAAUGAGGGUGCCCCCACUAACCUGUACACCCCCACCCCUCUGGGUCAUUAUCUGGAGGGUCAAUGCAGUGAAAUGAGGGUGCCCCCACUGACCUGAAUAGAUGAUGCAUUGACUCAAAGAGGUCAUAUACAUAUAGGUAGAUGGAGGUAAAAACCUUGAGGUGUUUGACUUGAGAGUCAUUAACGAGUGAGGAGCUAUCUCCCAUUCAUACGUCAGUUAUCUGCUUGUAAAUUUUUGGACUUAUUUUGUGGAAAAAGUCAUUGACUGGCUCCUGGUUUGUUGACUUUCACCAAUCUAAGAGGCGAAAUCUUGUGUAAAUCUUUUGUUAUGGGUUCAACAUGUUGAUUGUGUUCUUUUUAUUAUGAAACAGACUUUCCUGUGUUAAGUCUGAUGUUUAGUUUUUGCCUGCUUGGUGUGCAAGCCUGGCGUUAUUUGUCUGGUAUUUCACAUGAACAUUUUCAAGGACGAUUUUUCACAUUUGCUUUCUUUUUGAUGCGGUUCUCGCUCCGAGGGUGACACAUGAGAAGGGAGCAGAAGAAGAGUUGAGGAAUAAGUCAAAAGUCGGGUUUUCACAAACAGUAAUAAGCCUUCAGUGUCUGCAGUCCCCUUGGUGCGGGAAAGUGAAAAUGUUUUGUGAACAUCAAUGUCCAGGGUGUUAUUCAAUUCUCAAUAUCCUAAUGAAAGGUUUAUAGACUGUCAUCCUCACCACUUAUUGGAGUCAAGGAUGGCAGUGUAUCUCAACCCCAUGCUAUCAUAUGGCCAUCUUGCUGCUAUCACACAGAAAGUCAUAAAUUAGGCCAAGUCAGUUUGAAACGGGAAAUCGGUUAUCAAGAAGCUCUUGUGUCCAGGCUCCAUUUCUUAUCUCGCAAUCAUUUUUUGUGCCUGGAUGCAUCGGGCCGUCUGAAUUGGUGACAGUUUUCUUGGAUUUGUUUUAAUAAUGUGUAUUGGUACAGCGUAAACUAGCCAGCAUUUCACAUGAGAUGAAGUGGUUGAAUUUACCUAAUGGCCAAAUGGCGGCUUUGUUUAAUUGGUAUUUUUGAUAUUUUGAAUACAUUACAUUAACCCUUCAAGUGCUACAGCCAGACUUUGAGCAUAGAAUGGAAAAAAAAGCGAUCUGUUCUCAGACCCUUCAGUGUGAGAUAAUGUCAAAGAGAAAAGAACUGUUCAUUUCUCCGAGGACUAGAACUGGCAUCAAGUAUUGCAAUGAGGCAAGGAAUCCUUGACCUCUAACCUGUGCCAAGUUUUGAAAACGUAUCCACUGAAAUAUUUGGUUGUUAAUAAUUCCUCUGUGUUCAUCAGGACGGCCACUGCACUUGUUGGGAAAAGGAAACCAUCGUCCAUCCUAUAUAGACACAUUUUGUAAAUAUUAUAAGGUUAGGAGACAAAAUAUUGUCAGUAUUCUCCGUACAUUUGCACCAUUGGUGUAUGUAGAGGUACAAGUUGACAGUGUUGUUACCAGACAACUGUGGCAGUGGUUUGCCCUUACCAAGGAUUCAACUCGAAAUGCCUCUGGUUGGGUUCAAUAAUUUCAUCUACUGAUACACAUUACAUUGUAAGAAUUCUUUCUAAUAGAACUCAGAUAUUCACUGAACAUUGAAUCAUAUUAUUAUACGAAUCACUGCGGUUUUAUUAUGAAUGUGUAGAUAUACUCUUUGGGCAGAUUGAGCCACAAUGAACCCAGCUAUUGGCACUAAUCUCAAGAAUCAUAAAUCCCAACAAAUUGCCUGUGGCUUGAAAUAACAACCAUUACUGUUGCUAUUUUUGUCACCGACGUUGCUUUGUGCUUAUAUACCUGUGUCUUGUCCUAGAAACCUAAAUCUCAUCAGAAUAUCCCAAAACGAAAAUGCUCCAUUUCUGACUUCUCACGAAUGGGCCUGCAAUAGGGUACAUUGCAUGUUUGACAGGGUGAACUGUAUAAGACAUUUGAACUUUGAAAUGUUGGUAUUGUAUUCGUGAGGAGAGUGACUUCUCUGUACCCCAAGCCCCAUCUGUAUGUGUUGUCAGUCAGGUUCAUAGAUGUGCCAGGCAUUUUGAAUUAAGAAAAAUUCCAUAGACUUGUUAAUGUGAUAAAAUACCAAUAAUUAAAUAAAGCACAAUAUGCUAAACUUGUAAGACUGAA